Molecule: messenger RNA, 3347 nt
Organism: Micropterus dolomieu (smallmouth bass)
Lineage: Eukaryota; Metazoa; Chordata; Actinopteri; Centrarchiformes; Centrarchidae
Gene: u2af2a
Product: U2 small nuclear RNA auxiliary factor 2a
Exons: 13
Coding region: 580-2046 (488 amino acids)
Biological process (GO): mRNA processing
Cellular component (GO): U2-type prespliceosome; nuclear speck; commitment complex
Molecular function (GO): poly-pyrimidine tract binding; pre-mRNA 3'-splice site binding
Source: RefSeq, a predicted model, not a curated record
AUCAACUUCCGGUGUCACGGGGUGCCUGGGAGACGGAGCAAAAAAGCGGGCAUACCGAAAUCUUUCUUGUUUUCACUUGGCUUAAAGCAUUUGAAAGCGUGUAUAUUUGACCUAUAAAGUCAAACAACUGCGCCUCGUUGGCCAGUGACCCCGUGGGAUUUGCUUUUGGCUUUGAAUACAGCCUCAUUCAUUCGGCUUUCGUUGUAGCUAGUUCGCUAACUAGCGUCCACACCAGCGUCUGGAGCAGCAGGCCCAUUCUUCUGGACUUUGCUACAAGCUAGUUAGCUAACAGUAGCAGGCUAACCCAUGCGAACACGUUUUCUUUCUCAAUGAUUUUGUCUGUUACGUUAUAAAUAUAUACCACACCGCUAAUGUGUGUGCUGGUUAACUAUUUUUGGUAGUUAUUUUGUUAACGAGGGUGCUAGUUGAAGCAACCUUAAUUGAGCUAACGUCAACGAGGCGCUUGUUUUUUGUUUUUUUUUUAAGUGUUGUUCACUUUGUUGCUAGCUUAAGCUAGCCAUCACCAACUGAACAACGCAGUCGCUGAACGCGUAACUUCGCAGCCUUCAACUCACAGAGAUGUCGGACUUCGACGAAUUCGAAAGACAGCUCUCUGAAAACAAACAAGGUCAGUUAUUUUACCAGAGUCUUUCAGAUGUAAGCUCUGAAAGGGACAAAGAGAACCGCCACCACCGCCGGUCCUCCUCCCGCAGCCGUAGCAGAGAGAGGAAAAGGAGGAGCAGAGACAGGGAUAGACGUAGUAGGGACCGUCGUGGGGACAGUAAGGAGCGCAGACACAGACGCAGCUCACCAACCAGCUUCCCCCAGGACAAUGCUGGAAGCCGUUCUCCACACCGUGAGAAGAAGAAGAAGGUGAAGAAGUACUGGGAUGUCCCUCCACCUGGUUUUGAACACAUCACCCCCAUGCAGUACAAAGCCAUGCAGGCUGCAGGCCAGAUCCCAGCCACAGCCCUCCUGCCGACCAUGACUCCAGAUGGCCUGGCUGUUACUCCCACCCCUGUACCUGUAGUGGGCAGCCAGAUGACCAGGCAGGCCCGCCGGCUCUACGUGGGCAACAUCCCCUUUGGUAUCACAGAGGAGUCAAUGAUGGACUUCUUCAAUGCCCAAAUGCGUUUGGGUGGUCUUACUCAGGCCCCUGGAAACCCUGUCCUUGCAGUACAGAUCAACCAGGAUAAGAAUUUUGCCUUCCUUGAGUUUCGUUCAGUGGAUGAAACGACACAGGCCAUGGCCUUUGAUGGCAUCAUCUUUCAAGGCCAAAGUCUCAAGAUUCGUCGUCCCCAUGAUUACCAGCCACUGCCUGGCAUGAGCGAGAACCCCAGUGUCUAUGUGCCUGGUACACAGACAAUUAAUGGUGUGGUGUCCACUGUGGUGCCUGACUCUGCUCACAAGCUCUUCAUUGGCGGCUUGCCCAACUACCUGAAUGAUGACCAGGUGAAGGAGUUGUUGACAUCAUUUGGCCCCCUGAAGGCUUUCAACCUGGUGAAGGACAGUGCCACAGGCUUAUCUAAAGGAUAUGCCUUUUGUGAAUAUGUUGAUGUCAACCUUAAUGACCAGGCUAUUGCUGGGCUGAAUGGCAUGCAGCUGGGAGACAAGAAACUCCUGGUGCAGAGAGCCAGUGUGGGAUCCAAGAACGCCACUCUGACAAGUAUAAACCAGACCCCAGUGACACUGCAGGUUCCAGGUCUUAACAGCUCAGUUACUCAGAUGGGUGGCCUCCCUACUGAGGUGCUGUGUCUGAUGAAUAUGGUGGCACCGGAGGAGCUGCUGGAUGAUGAUGAAUAUGAGGAGAUUGUGGAGGACGUGAGGGAUGAGUGCAGCAAGUACGGCCAAGUAAAGAGCAUUGAGAUUCCUCGACCUGUAGACGGCCUGGAGGUGCCUGGGACUGGCAAGAUCUUUGUGGAGUUCAUGUCAGUUUUUGACUCCCAGAAGGCCAUGCAGGGUCUGACAGGAAGGAAGUUUGCCAACAGGGUGGUGGUUACCAAAUACUGCGAUCCAGACGCUUAUCAUCGCCGGGACUUCUGGUAGAGGAGGCAUGAAGAGAAGAGGGGGUGGGGGAGGGGGGUGGGAACGUGUACUGUCCAUUUCCAAAUCAGCCCCCUGAUUGAUUUGGUAGAACAACAUUUCAGGUAGAUCUGAGAGUAUUAAUCGUUUGACAAAUACUUUGGUGAUAUCCUGUAUACCACUUUGAGAUCUAAGUGAAAUGUCCUGCAGUUGAAACAGAUAUUUUGAAUUGGAAAAGGAGAAAAAAGCUGGAGGGUUUAUAUACAGUCCGUAACAGAGGGAGCUGGGGUGGGGGGGGGGGGGUGGGGGGGUCAAAAGAUUUUUGAGAAAUGUGUGUAAUAAUAGGUCCAGGGUGGGGUCAACAAUUUUUUUUAUACUUUGUGAGACAUGGAUGUCAUUUUGGGUGGGAGGGGGGUACCACUCUCUAAGGUUUGUAUUUAAAUGGAGGUCGCCUGUUUUAAGUACAUAAAUGUUGGAGUAGGGAACUAACUGGACUAUUGUGAUUGAGAAGAGUGAUGGAGAAAACAGGAGUGUUCAUUUGUGAAAGGGAGAUGUGGGGCAGAUGGAGAGGAAGAUGAGGGCAUUUUGUUUGGUCAUCUAAUGUAGAUAUACAGUAUCUGUAACAUCCACUUCAGUUUUGCCACCACCUUUAGAAAGGCGAGAGGAGAGUCCUCAUUUUUGAUUUGAUUUUUCCCCGUUUGGACUCAUUACUUCAAGUUCCUUCAUUUUCAUGUGACUACUGCCCCCCUCAGGACGAUUGUUAGAGAAUCUGUUGUCUAAUUGGACUCUAUCUGAAUGUUAACUGUAAUUGUUCCAAUACUGUGUGUAGCUUCACUGAUUUGAGCUGUAAUAUCACCUUGUAUUCAGGCCGCAGAAUAACAUGAACAGCAGAAAAGAACGUUUUCAAUUAUGCUAGUUUGAUUUUCUUUUCUAUUUUGUGUAACUUUAUUUCAUGUCCAUCUUUUGUGCACAGCUUUUAACAGGUGAGAUUGUUUUGUGUCAGCAGUUCAGUCCUGAUUUAAUUCAAGAGGGAAAUAAACAAAAGGAAGAUGUUGGAGAACAGAUUGGCAUUUAAUUGGGGAUUUAUCUCUUCCUUACCAAAACGCCUUAAUGUUGUUACAUGUCAAUUCGCUAGAAAAAGAAAUUCGGCUUGCCACUCUAUCAUUGAUGUCUGUAUGUUCAUAGAUGUCAUAAUCUUGUACUUUACCUUUCAUUACCAAUUUUCCUUUCCCAGCAGAUUUGGGAUGUAAGGUGUGUUGGGCCCGGUUGUUUCUUUGUGCAACUUCUCACCUCUUUGACAAGACCAAAUAAACACGUGACUAAUA